CUCAGGCUCAAACUAUAUUUCAUCUUGAGACUGUUUCAUCUCCAAGACGCGAGGAAACAAGCUCGAAACAAUGGCGAUGAUCACGCGCAACGCCGCCACGCGCCUCCCCACGCUCCUCCAGCCCUCACGCGCCGCUGCGGUCGCUCACCUCCACACUACCGUUCCCUCUCUCUCCUCGACGACGUCGCCUGCUUCCUAUGCCAGGCCCGGUCCUCCUGCCACUCCUGGCUCGCCGACGGGGCUCUCGAAGCCUGUGGAGUUCGUGAUCUCCAAGGUCGACGAUCUGAUGAACUGGGCUCGUCGAGGAUCGAUCUGGCCGAUGACCUUCGGCCUCGCCUGCUGCGCCGUCGAAAUGAUGCACACCGGUGCGGCGCGGUACGAUCUCGACAGGUUCGGCAUCAUUUUCCGACCGAGUCCUCGUCAAUCUGAUUGUAUGAUUGUCGCCGGAACGCUCACCAACAAGAUGGCUCCGGCUCUUCGCAAGGUAUAUGACCAAAUGCCAGAGCCGAGGUGGGUGAUAUCGAUGGGAAGCUGUGCGAAUGGAGGAGGAUACUACCACUACUCUUACUCGGUGGUCAGAGGAUGUGACAGGAUUGUACCGGUCGACAUCUAUGUCCCGGGUUGCCCUCCAACUGCCGAGGCUUUGCUCUAUGGUCUCCUCCAGCUUCAGAAGAAGAUCAACCGCCGCAAGGAUUUCCUCCACUGGUGGACCAAGUGAUGCUAUAUAUACCCAUUCCCCUUGUUUUUUUUUUGUUUCCCUCCCAAAAUGACUUGAGAAUUUUUAUCUAAUAAAAUUUGGGACAUCUUUUUUUUUUUUUUUUUUUUUUUUUUUUUUUUUUAUGUAUGUGUCUUUGUGGUUGAAAAUGCCAUGUAAAGGAGAAGAGUGUGUGUUUGAGACUUUUGUGGUUGCAGACACAACAUAACUUAGAAUGUUUGUCGAGUUUUUGAGUACCGAUACCAGCUUCUUUUUUUU
Messenger RNA from Tarenaya hassleriana, 973 nucleotides. RefSeq names its product NADH dehydrogenase [ubiquinone] iron-sulfur protein 7, mitochondrial. The record is from RefSeq and is a predicted model, not a curated record. Lineage: Eukaryota; Viridiplantae; Streptophyta; Magnoliopsida; Brassicales; Cleomaceae. Gene Ontology annotation, biological process: mitochondrial respiratory chain complex I assembly; electron transport coupled proton transport; aerobic respiration. The coding region runs from base 71 to 718 and encodes 215 amino acids. Gene Ontology annotation, molecular function: 4 iron, 4 sulfur cluster binding; quinone binding; NADH dehydrogenase (ubiquinone) activity. The transcript has 2 exons.